Messenger RNA from Suricata suricatta (meerkat), 1166 nucleotides. It is a transcript of the gene FBXW12, whose product is annotated as F-box and WD repeat domain containing 12. The transcript is spliced from 7 exons. Gene Ontology annotation, molecular function: protein binding. Lineage: Eukaryota; Metazoa; Chordata; Mammalia; Carnivora; Herpestidae. Bases 1 to 1098 code for a protein of 365 amino acids. The record is from RefSeq and is a predicted model, not a curated record.
AUGGCGCUCCAACUGCCUGAUCUGCCGAUGUUCAAAAUCUUCUCUUUCCUGGACGCAUUCAGCUUGCUCCAGGCUUCCCAAGUGAACAGGGGCACUACGAUCUGGUCAAGCCCUGUCCAGCAGUUUAGUAUCAUGCAUCUGGCGACCCUCCCUCACCUGCAUCUGGCAGUCACUGUGGAUUUGAAAGGAACUGUCAAAGUGUGGAACUGUCAGGAUCGGGACCCGCUGGCUGCCUUCCCCAUAUCUCUGGCCUGCUUGUCCUUGGAAGUCUGUCUCACAGAGGACGGCCCAUUCCUGAUGGUAGGCAAUGCUGAAGGUGACAUCUACACGCUGACAGUACCUGAGCUCAGGUGUGUUUCUAAAGUCCAUGCAUUUAAAUACAAGAUUGACCUCCUACACUGCUCUCCUGACAUGAAAUGGAUCUUUGCGUCUGGGAUGCAUCAGAAUAUCUUACCCAGGGUCUUUUUCACAGAGCGCUUGCUGAAACCGUUGGAAGGCGAAAGCCCCCAGUCACUCUCUAUCCCGUUUUCGUCGUGCUGCAGAGCCUGCUGGGCCCCAAGGAAGACAAGCAGGAUAACAGUGAUGUACCGAAGAGGCUCUUCCAGAAAGACAGGAUUUACCACCUUUGACCUAAUAACUGAGAGGACUGGGGACAGAACAGUCAUCCAAGCCCAGCAGAUCGCAACUUUCCUGUUGCCGCUUCACAUGGAGAGUCCGAUUUGGAUGGAAGCCGGUGAUGGAAAUCUGAUCAUCUUUGAGAGCGGACGGUACUUGUUCGUCUUCACCAUCAGCGGGCACCAGCUGCAACGAUUUGACGACCACCAGAGGACCAUCGGCAGUUUAUGGGCGGAUUCUCUGCAUGUCCUCACCACGUCCAUGGACGACUCUCUGCAUGUGUACAUGUGGGAAGAGGAGGGCCGUUACCCCUACCUCAAGAGCUGCUGUCACCUGGAAAGCAUAGGGAGUUGCCUGGCACCAAGCUGCUCUGUCUCCAAAGCAAUAUGUGAUAACAUAAGCAUAGUAUGUGUGGUAUCAAAGAUUCAGGAGUCCAGGAUUCAGGAGCCCAGCAUUCUGGUGAUGUAUUCUUUGCAUAUGUAAUAUGGAAACUAAUGGAAUUAACCUUGCAUCCUCUUCCUCAAUAUAGUAAAGAGAAUUCUGUUUGCAAA